Patiria miniata (bat star) is the source of this 1520-nucleotide messenger RNA. Its product is annotated as deoxynucleotidyltransferase terminal-interacting protein 2-like. Gene Ontology annotation, molecular function: RNA binding. The coding region runs from base 31 to 1239 and encodes 402 amino acids. The record is from RefSeq and is a predicted model, not a curated record. Lineage: Eukaryota; Metazoa; Echinodermata; Asteroidea; Valvatida; Asterinidae. Gene Ontology annotation, cellular component: nucleolus. The transcript has 8 exons. Gene Ontology annotation, biological process: RNA processing.
UGUAGAGAGCGCCCUCUAUCAUAUUUCAAGAUGGCGCCGACCACGAGAAUAUCGAAAACGAAGAAAACUCCGAGUUCUCAACGGGAGAAUCAACAGAUACCAAGCGCAGAUGAGCCUACUGAAGACGAGCCAACAUCAGCAGACGAUUUCUCCGAUGUAUCAAGCGAUGGCAGUCUCUCCACAGAUUCAGAAAUGGAGGAUCUUGUCCAGCGAACUGUUGCAAAUAUGACCGGCAGUGCACGCGAAGAAAUUACGCGUGAGGGAAAGCCAAAGGGAUCUAAAUCCGACACCGCGUUAGACAUUGGUGCCGGCGCGAGCCGGGGUGGAAAUAAAGAUCACACGGUUCUCCCGUUCGUUGUGGAUGCCAACCCGAAUUCAAAGAGCAGUAUUAGAAUUGAAGUUGAUCAUGCUACGGGUUCUAUGUCAAACGAAGUGAGUGACAAUGAUGAUGCAUUCGAGGGAGAAACAGAUGUGAUACCAGCAAAACCCCAACUUUCAACAUCCCUUGAACAGGAAGAAGAAAUGUUCAUAUCCUUGGAGCCUUUGAGUGACGCGCCAUCUGCAAAAAGUCAGGCAGUACAUGAGAAAAAGUUGCCAUAUCGUCAGAGUGAACGUCUUCCAGGGACAGCCAAGCCAAGCCUUGAGUUGCCCACAGAGCUUGAUGCAGGACUUGACCUUGAAGAAACAUAUCUCAACUUCACAGGAGAAGCUCCUAAGGAGAGCAAAAUGUCUGCCAAGGGGGUCUUGGCAAAAAGUAGCCAAGACAAGCUUCUGAAAAAGAGCAUCAUCACCCCAGACUUUGAGAAACAACACAGUGUUCCACCAUACAGAGUGGCCACACGACUGCUUAAAAGACGUAAAAAGAAGGAGAGAGAGUCCAGCACGGGUCAGGAAUGGUACAACAUGGCCGCGGCUGAAAUGACAGACCAACUACGCAACGACAUCAAGGCAGUACGCAUGCGCUCCACACUGGAUCCAAAGAGAUUCUACAAGCAUAACGACAUGACAGCAAUGCCCAAAUUUGUACAGGUUGGGACUGUGGUGGAGAGUGCAGCUGAUUUCUACCAUUCCAGGAUCCCCAAGAAGCAGCGCAAGCAGACCAUCGUGGAGGAGUUGCUAGCCGACGCGGAGACACGAAGAUACAACAAGAGGAAGUACUUGGAGCUUCAGGAGAGGACCAAGCGUUGGGGUCCGAGGUCAAGCAGAAACAGGAAAGGGAAAAAGAAAGCUGGGAAGUGAAGGGCCAACAUGUGAUGUCUUUUUUUUCAGUCUCACGGGCUCAAAGUUUAUUCAUGCAAUUCACAAACCUUUCUUUUUACGAUAGACCUGUUGCAUCUGAUGUCCCGUCUGAGGGCAAGUCUUUGUUAAAAUGACAGAUGCUGGCCUUAGUUAGGGCAUGGUCAGGGUUCACCGUGCAAUGGUCUAUUGACGAAACUGAUACUAAGGGACAUUGUUUCACCAGAUCAUGGAAAGAAGAGUAAUAAAAUUGUCAAAAUGACAAGUUUGCAUGAUAAUGUGAA